Molecule: messenger RNA, 606 nt
Organism: Trichosporon asahii var. asahii CBS 2479
Lineage: Eukaryota; Fungi; Basidiomycota; Tremellomycetes; Trichosporonales; Trichosporonaceae
Product: structural constituent of ribosome
Exons: 1
Coding region: 1-606 (201 amino acids)
Biological process (GO): cytoplasmic translation
Cellular component (GO): ribosome; cytosolic large ribosomal subunit
Molecular function (GO): structural constituent of ribosome; RNA binding
Source: RefSeq, a predicted model, not a curated record
AUGGGUGCCUACAAGUACCUCACUGAGCUGUACACCAAGAAGCAGUCGGACGUUCUCCAGUUCGUCUCGCGCGUUCGCUGCUGGGAGUACCGCCAGCUCGCGGUUGUCCACCGCGCCUCGCGUCCCUCGCGCCCCGACAAGGCCCGCCGUCUCGGCUACAAGGCCAAGCAGGGAUACGUUAUCUACCGUAUCCGUGUUCGUCGCGGUAACCGCAAAAAGCACGCCCCCAAGGGUGCCACCUACGGCAAGCCCGUCCGCCAGGGUGUCAACCACCUCAAGCCCCAGCGUGGCCUCAAGGCCCUCGCUGAGGAGCGUGUCGGCCGUCGCUGCGGCAACCUGCGCGUCCUGAACUCGUACUGGGUCAACGCCGACGGUGUCUACGCCUACUACGAGGUCAUUCUUGUCGACCCCUCGCACAAGGCCAUCCGUCGCGACCCCCGCAUCAACUGGAUCGUCAACCCCGUCCACAAGCACCGCGAGGCUCGUGGCCUCACCGCCGAGGGCCGCAAGAACCGUGGUAUCGGAAAGGGCUCCAAGUACAACCACACCCCCGUUUCCGCUACCUGGCGCAAGCACAACACCCUCUCUCUCCGCCGCUACAGGUAA